Messenger RNA from Oreochromis niloticus (Nile tilapia), 8207 nucleotides. Its product is annotated as gamma-aminobutyric acid receptor subunit alpha-5. The record is from RefSeq and is a predicted model, not a curated record. NCBI's taxonomy places the organism in Eukaryota, Metazoa, Chordata, Actinopteri, Cichliformes, Cichlidae. Gene Ontology annotation, cellular component: membrane. The transcript is spliced from 10 exons. Gene Ontology annotation, biological process: monoatomic ion transmembrane transport. Gene Ontology annotation, molecular function: extracellular ligand-gated monoatomic ion channel activity; GABA-A receptor activity. The coding region runs from base 458 to 1861 and encodes 467 amino acids.
ACUUCAGUCUCUCGCACCGGCAGUAGGCGGUACAGGAAAGGGCACAGAGACAAGAAAAAUGUGGAGCGAAUCCGGUCUCCUCCGAGGUCAGCGGACACCAGCGAGGAGGCACCCCGUGUGAUGCUGCUGCUGCAACACCUCUGGAGGCGAUGCGGGAAACGCGGUGCAGCAGGCACUAAAGAAUAAGCGAGGCAGUCAAGCCUAUAGGAGGAGCUGAGCAGACAGACUACUACAACAGCUGCUGAUGGGGAAGCGCUGAUUGAAGGAGAGAGAGAGAGAGGGAGAGAGAGAGCGAGCGAGCAGAAAGAAGCUAAAGAGAGGGAGGAGGGGAGAGAGAGCCGACCAGCACGGGAAUUUGGUGAUUGGACCCGCGAUCUUCCAGUUUCGCCGACAGGAGAACCCGAAGCCUCCUAUCGCUGUUUGGAAAGAAAGCAACAAAAACUAAACCUUGGUGGUCAUGGAUCCGCGUGCAGCUCUCAACAGUAAAGUGAGCCGGAUAUCCGUCACGGCAAGGCUCCUCGUUUCCCUCCUGCUUCUUUGCAGAUGUCAAAACAGUCUCUGCCAGUCAUCCUCAGAAGCUGAGAAGGAGGUGGGCACCAACGACAACAGCACAGUCUUCACCAGAAUCCUGGACGGGCUCCUGGACGGUUACGACAACAGGCUUCGGCCAGGGCUCGGAGAGAAUGUCACAGAGAUCAAGACAAACAUUUUUGUCACCAGCUUUGGCCCCGUGUCUGACACGGAGAUGGAGUACACCAUAGACGUGUUCUUCCGUCAGAGCUGGAAGGAUGAGCGCCUGUGCUUCAAAGGGCCCAUGGAGAUGCUGCCAUUAAACAACCUGCUGGCCAGCAACAUCUGGACCCCAGAUACUUUCUUUCUUAACGGCAAGAAGUCUAUAGCUCACAACAUGACCACGCCCAACAAGCUGCUGAGGCUCAAGGAUGACGGCACCUUGCUUUACACUAUGAGAUUGACCAUAUCAGCAGAAUGCCCCAUGCAGCUGGAGGAUUUUCCCAUGGAUGCCCACGCCUGCCCUCUCAAAUUUGGCAGCUAUGCCUAUCCUGUGUCAGAGGUCGUCUACACUUGGACUGAGGGAGCUAAAGAAUCUGUGGUGGUGGCAGAGGAUGGCUCCAGACUCAAUCAGUAUCAUCUUGUUGGACAAAGUGCUAACACAGAGGAUAUACACACAAGCAGGGGACAGUAUACAGUGAUGAUGGCCCAUUUCUUCCUGAAGAGGAAGAUUGGAUAUUUUGUCAUCCAGACGUAUAUGCCAUGUUUCAUGACUGUAAUCCUGUCCCAGGUGUCAUUUUGGCUGAACAGAGAGUCAGUUCCUGCCAGAACUGUUUUUGGGGUGACCACUGUGCUGACCAUGACCACCCUUAGCAUCAGUGCGAGGAACUCGCUCCCCAAAGUGGCCUAUGCUACAGCCAUGGACUGGUUCAUUGCCGUCUGCUAUGCUUUUGUCUUUUCUGCCCUCAUUGAGUUCGCAACAGUGAACUACUUCACCAAGAGGAGCUGGGCUUGGGAUGGCAAGAAAGCUAUGGAAGCACAACACCCUAAGAAACGAGACCCGAUGGUUCUGUCCAAGAAGCCCAACAACGUGUGCUCGGCAGGUGUCAACUACACCCCCAACCUCACCAAGGACACGUCCAUCUCCACCAUCUCCAACACGACGUCGGUACACCUGCGUUCUGCUGAGACCAAGACGAUGGACCCCAAGAAGACCUACAACAGCGUCAGCAAGAUCGACAAGAUGUCGCGGAUAGUGUUCCCUGUCCUCUUCGGAACCUUCAACCUCGUCUACUGGGCCACGUACCUCAACAGAGAACCGUUGUCGAAAGGAGUUGUCAUCUCAACGUAAUCGCUCUUCUUAUUGUUCCUUUCUUUUUCGAGGGCGUGGGGGGGGGGUGCAGUUUGUGUCAGGGAGAAGGUAAGGUUGAGCCUAAUUGAAGAGGGGUGAUCCAAAAUGAAAGCGGCCAUUGCUACAUCUCUGCCCCCAAACAAAACAAAUGUGAAAACAAAGAACAAAAACUAUACUCACCUAUUUAGUUCAAGCACUCUGAAUGGAUGCAAGGCUUCACAAUUCCCUUUCCUAUUUUUCAUGGCCUAAAACACUGCUUCUUAAGACUACAUUAACAGGAGAGAGGGUGCUUUGCUUCUUUCUCAUCUAUCCUGCUGCAGUUUGCAUGAUGCUCACCCCCAAAAGGGAACAUGGACUCCUCUUUGUCUUGAACACCGACCAUGUAUAUGUCAGUCAUUGCUUAAACUAUGGGAGCACACUUGGUCACUACUACCCGGAGAAUUUAACGAAGGAAUUUAACGCUUCAUGUUCUUACUGCACUGGGCUCAUAAACUCUGCAAUCUAACUCGCAUUUGAAUUUUAAAACAGGAUUUUAAAAUGUACCUAAUUCCGCGCUAUGAGAAAGACACAUCUCUCGAGACUGAUGCUGCAAGUGCAUUAAUAAUGUUGUUUUAUGUCUCCUUUUUAAAAAGAAAAAAACCUAAAAAAAAUCUUGCCAAUUCUUUUCCUCUGCCUAACGCUGAGGGUGCUUGUGUCUCUUGUUGUACAACUUUACUUGAAGAUUCAAGAACUGUUGCUGCAGGCCUGGUUUCCCAAAAGCACUGGCAGUAAGAGUCUCAAAGUAAAAUGUGAGAGUAAAAGAAGUUUUGAAUUUAGGACCAGCAAGAAUGUUUGAAAAUCUUUUUUUUUCUGGCCUACUUACACGAGGGUGACUGGACGGCUGUGGCAGAUGUGUUAGCACAAAUUAAGGAUUGGAUAUAUGUGAUUUAACAGAAUUUUGAGCCUGGGUCACUCAGCUGGGAAACCAAAAUGCACAGCUGAGAGACCAAAUGGAGAGUAAGUCACAUACAAGUCAGGACAGCGAUGUGGACAGUUUUGGGACUGUCGUUCAGAGACACCCAGACAUGCGCCCUGCUAAUGUGUCCACAGAGAAAACAGACUCAUGUACAGUUCAUAACCCUGUUUUGGUUUUUUAAAAAACUGCUGGUGAAGUUUACUAAAUGAGUACUGUGACAUUUUUGUGAUUUGUAAGGCACUGACACAGCUGCUAUGUAUUUGUAAGUGUUCCAUUUCCAGGAUUCCAAAUGUGGGGAGGAAAGUAUUUAACUUAAUCAUAUAAAUGUGGUUUUCUAAGGCUUGCGACAGGUAAUUUGCUCCACACUGUGCCGUUAUUUAACACCGAAAAGAGCAUGCCUUAUAUUGCACCUGGCUGCGAUAGUUGUCGCAAGGAGCAUUAAUUUAUGUGGAAUGCCAAGGGGAGACGUUAUCAGAAUGAGCAUGUAAUUGGUUCGGGUAUAUGGCUGUGACAAAUCUUUGGAUCUGCCCUGUCAGCUGCUCAUGCUGAACAGUUCGAGCCAAGCCCCACAUAUUUAGUGUAUUUUGAUAUAACAAAGCAGAACAUACCGCAGAGCAUCGGGGGCAAGGAGAGAAUUACAAGAUGUAUACAAGCCAUGGCUGUAUAGCUGGUAGCAAGGUUAGUUUUUUUUGCAGUGUGCACAGCUGUUUGUAGGUUUUUUCAUCAUGUUUCAUCAAAUAGGCAGCAGGUCAUAGUGAGCUCAAAAAAUAAACAAACUCAAAAAAUACACCCUGAGCUCUGUAACAUCACAAAUCGACUUCAUACAUUUUGUCUAUUUUUUAAGUUCUGUCCCAAAACUAUUUUAAGAAAAAACUGUAAUGUUUGUCAAAAUGUCACUGUAACUGUGACAAAGGUGUUGGAGGUGUUCCAGGAUUGUGCAUAAGCUGCUGCCCACAGGUGGCUGUGAGUCAGAUUCUUUCCUUUGACUUUAAUAAAUACCUGCAGACCCUUAUACAGAACAACACAUUGCACGGUCACAGUACCGGCCUGGGUUUGCAAGUCAGUUGGGAUUUGACAGUUAAUAAUGUUUUGUGUUGUGCUACACAUCCUGCACAUGGGCUGUUAAACACAUAUUUUAGGUUUGUGAGGCAGAGCUGGUUGUAGUAAAGUAAUAAAGCAGUCUUGGGCUGCGUCAGCCUUUAAGACGACAGUUUCUGACGCAAGACUAAUCAUUGACCUUUUUAGUAGAUUACCUGCAGAACUUUCCACUCCCACUGAGCUAUUCUUUUUCACAUACAAAAAGUGAAUCAAUAAUUUUCUCACUCAUGCCUCUUAAUAGCUACACUUGAGAUAGCUCAGUUCAUGCUUUGCACAAAGUCAAAGUAUUCUGGGUCAUUUAAGCAUCUUCUCAGGCUGUUGGAAAAAGUCCAGUCUACAGUGUGUUUGUGAAAGUAAAGUGCUGGGGGGGAAAAAAGAUGAUUAUCGUGUCAUGUUUCUGGAUUCCAGCAAAGCUAUACUAGAAAGAAAACCUCACGCAUAUAUCAGCAACAGGAGACAGAAAUUCAACAGCUCAGCCGCUAACAGGUGACCAAAGAUUGAUUGUACCAUGAACUGACUCAUAACAGUCCACAAAAGUGAGCAACACAGCAGAGCUCUGUCCUCUCAGAAUGACUUGCUAUUGGGUUCAAUCGAUGGGGUGAAGUUUAUCAAAACUGCACCCCGACUUGAAUUAAUUUACUUCACCUCCGCGAGCUAAUCCAAUGUCAUUGGACUGCAUUGAUUUUUUUUUCUCAGAAUGUUUCUCUGUUUUGAAAGCUUGGUUAGACGAGGCCUUCAAGCUGCAUAGAAUUUUGGGAAAUUAGGCCGAGUGUCAUGAGAGAAUCAUGUAAAUAGCCUUUUUUGUUUUCAAUGUAGCUCUUUGCUUUGACACAAAAAAGACAGAUUGUCACAUUUGUGUUCUGAAGCCCUUAGUAGAAAAAAAAAGCCUAAUGUUGACUUUCAAGUUAUAAAGGGUAUGUUAUUGUCUCCAAUAUCUUUUUCUUCUGUGUACAUGUGUGAGUUUGUUUCGUUCUUGUGGCUUGUAGAAGAGCUGAUCAAACUUGAUCUUUGGACUGAUUUGUAUUUUAUAUCUACAGUGACUUAAUUAAAGCGACGAGCACACAUUUUGGCAUUACGGCUCAAGCCUACCUGUUGCACAGCAUGUGUUGGUUUGUGGUGAGACAAACUCAGGAAUAAGAGGACCCCAUGCUCCCAACAGAAAUAUCACUUCUUCAUAUCUAUCAUAUGGAUUUUGAACACCAACCUCUCUCCCCUGCUGCUGGGAGCAUUGUCCUCAAAAACUUUAGGCCGCUAAGCAGAUAUUUAUACACUGGCUUGGUGAGAAACCAUGUAAAUAAGGGUGACAUCAGCUGCUAUCUGCUUUGCAUUGUGUACUUAAGCCCACCUUAAGUGAUUUUAUUUUGACUUAGUGUGCCAGGAUAUGCUGUGGUAUUUUCGUGCUGUUUAACUGAUGUUGAAGCUGUCAUUUAUGGAAAUCUAAGAUCCAGCUUUCUGUCAGAUCAGACAAUGUUUCAGUUUCAGUGCAAUGGCAGCCAAGUACAGGAUACAGACGAGACAUCUCCCCCCACCAAUCUGUAAUCUGUCUGUUCCUCGACUUCCUGCUUGUAUCUGACACAUUAUCAAGUAACAGUACACACUUUCUGUCUUUGUAUUUCUGAUUAGGUCUGCAGUAGUUGAGUUCUUCAACAAGUGUGUUUUUUAAACUAAACAGUUGUUUUUAUUGAGCUUUAUUUAAGCCUUGUUUUCUAACAUAUAACCAAAGGAACUAUUACUGUAAAAAGUCACUGAUAAUGUCCCUGAGAAACACGUAUAGCCUUCAUUAUUUUUUUCUGUGGACAGCAGCUUCAGUCUGACAGAAGUUCUCUGUAUGGACAAAGGUACUGGGUCUCACCUGUUAUUCUUUGAAUUCUUGUAUUUUCAGUCCCAUUGCUUUGGCUGUGUAAAAUCUAAAGAAUCUAGGCCUGUACUCUUUUGUGCUUUUAUUUGGGAAAGAAUGGGUCUUUCUAAAGAGGUCACUAAUUUAAAAGUGCUACUGUAAUAGAGUGAGGCAUUGCAACAAGUCACUUCGUCUAAUUUUGUACCUUUCAGAAAUUCCACAGUCAGCUGUAAGUGGCAUUUUUGCAAAAGUGGAAGUUUUUAGGGACCACAGCAACUCAGACACCAACUGGCAGACCACGUAAAGUUAGAGAGUGAGGUUGCCAAGAGCUGAGGCAUAUAGUGCACAAGUGUAAUCAACACUGUGCUGAAGUGCAGAGUUCCAAACCUCCUCCAACAUUACCAUCAGCACAAAAAACUGUAUAGCAGGAGCUUCAUGCAACGGGCUUCCAUGCAGCGCAGCUCCUGUAGGUAGCCCAGUACGUUUGUGCCAAUAGUGUAUCUCUACAACUAUUAGCUUGUCCAUAAAUUUGGCUAAUAUGGUAAUAUUCAUGGAAAAUUUACAAUAACUUUGGUGAUCCUCUGACUUUUUCUAGUGCCAUCAUCAGAUCAAAAUUACUGUGGCUGGUGGGUAAUAUAUGCAAAAUUAAUUCAUCUUAGUUUAGUUAGUUUAAUUCAGAAUCAGUCAAUUAAAAAUAAAAAAAUAAUCCUCUAGUCUAUAAAACUAAAAAAUAACAUGAAAGUCCAAAAAUUUUCAAAAAAAUUUAUUUUGACUGUUAACAGGCUAAACGAAUACAGCUUAUAUGAUGUUAUACCAGCUUAUAAACAUCUGUACCUGCUGCUAAACACCAGCAUGUUAGCGUCAUCGUUGUUAGCAUGUGGAUAUUAGCAUUUAGCUGCAUGUAGAAUAAUAGUAGGCAGACAGAUGGAUGAACACUUGAAUUCAAUACGUUAUAAAUCCCCUGAUGUUAAUUCUCGGUAAUUUAAUAAAUAUUUCUGACUGAUAACGAGCUAAAAUAACAUAUAGGUAAAGUGGCAUUUGUUAUACUCAGCAUGUGUUAUCUUUGAUAAUAUUUGUCGACUUUUUAUUCAUUUCUACUAUUAGUAGCAUGCUGGCAUUAGCAUUUUACUGCAUGUAAAACAGUGAUAGGCAAAUAGCAAACACUGACCUUCUAAUAAAUGAAUGAAUUGAAGAAUGAAUGAAUAAAUCUAUGUAUAAGCAUAUUAUACCAUAUUAUUAAUCCUCUGAAUAAAACAAUGCUAAUAUCAUAAUGGGUUUUGAAUGCUAGCCAGCUAAAUUAAUACAACUAACAUGAUUUACCUGCCUAUUAAUAUUACACUUGUUAGCAUCAACCUUUUAGCUCUGUCGGUGUUAGCAUACUGUGCUUGAUAGCUACAUAUUAGCUACAUAUAGAACGUUGACAAUAUUUGGCAAACAGACAAAUAUAGGAUUGUAUUUUUUCUGCUGUAGAAAACUCAAUCAUAUUAACUAUAGGACAUCAUAUAUUUAGUACUACCCACAUUGUAAUUCUGUCUUUUCCAAAAAUUCGGCAAAGCUAAUAUUAUGUUUAUAUGCUAGAGGCUGAAAGAAGACAAGUAACUCACGUAUAUCAGCUCAUUCACAAGAGCUGUCAGGUCAGAGGAUCCCCAUAGUGCUGAAACCUGGUAGACUUCCUAAUGUCUGUGCACAUCUUUCUUGACGUAAACCAGUGCACCCACCCAUUUAACUAUCUCUUUCUAGCCAAGAAACAACCCCUCCCUCCUUCCUUCAGCCACUGUGACAGACUCAUCUGCCAUACAUCUGUUAGAAUAAGGGAUUUAGUUCUGCUUAAGUUGCUUUCACCCAUUCAGGGAAGCCCCUUACAGCAAAGCGCUUCUGUCCAAUUUAAGCCCUGACUGGCCCAGCCCUGAUGACAAACACUUGUUUUUCUCAGUGUGUUGUCUGGACAGCUGUGGCUGGUGCAUGUUAGGAACAAACUUAGGGUUGAUUAUAUGUCCUUUAUCCCAAGCUAGCUCAUGGGCAGUGAAGCUGACUGACGCUUUGAACUCUUGGCUGGGGAAUUUAUUGCACAUCCAGCAGCUGGCUUAAAGGACACUUGCGGAGCUACGAUAGCAACAGUUGCCUGUUCCAGUAAAGCUAAAGGUGGCCAAUAAAAUGCAUAAAGUUGCUCAUGUUUUUUUUUUCAAAAACUUUUUACAAGAAUAUUUACGAAGAACCCAUCAAACAGACUUUUGCUUAAUUUUGCAAAGAUGCAGCAAAGCCAUUGUAGCUGGGCUUAAUAACGUAUUUGUGUCACUCAUUCUUUGUUUUAUGUACUGUAUUUGUUUUGUGUAUUAUACUGAUAAUGAUCAAAUAAAAAGGAUUAGCAAAGAUGCUAUAUAAUACAUUGCAAACACUGCUGUAGCUCAAAUGUUGCUUUGUUGAAUCCUGAUUAAAGCUGCACAUAUAAAAGGAAA